This is a messenger RNA of Asterias rubens (European starfish), 888 nucleotides long. RefSeq lists its product as uncharacterized. The coding region runs from base 433 to 852 and encodes 139 amino acids. The record is from RefSeq and is a predicted model, not a curated record. The transcript has 4 exons. Lineage: Eukaryota; Metazoa; Echinodermata; Asteroidea; Forcipulatida; Asteriidae.
AUGUGUAAAAUAAGCGAGCUGUUUUUCGUGCUUAAGCACAAUUUUUGCUUAAGCAGCUCUAUGAAAUUGGCCCCCAGUUACAACACUGCCUCUGUGGAUCAAUGUAACCUUGUUUUGUGGUCUUUUUGAAUCGAUUAAGAAAACAUAUUUCCCCAUUGAAAAGCACUACGACAUUGGUAAUUUCGGCAAAAAUUACACCGAACUGCUCUAGACCUAUUACCCCCUCUGUCGACCUUAUCUUAUCAGAUUGGACUUUGAGCGGCUGUGUACAUUCCGCGUCCCGUUGUCCGCCAUUACAAUCUUUAACCAAAAUUCAACUCGUAAAUUAAUGUUCGCAUUUUCUACAAGUAUUGUGUCCAGGAGAAUGUGAAGACACUUCUGGUUGGUGAUUUUUUAUUUUAUUCGAGAACCGGUUAUACUAAAGAGGCAGCCAUGUUGCGCUGGAUUGCUGCCGUUAUUUUAUUGUUUUCAGUCGUCGUUGAGGGGGUCGAACCUCAGCAUGAUCUAUACUGCUACCACUGUGCCGCCAACCCUUACUGUGAACCCAGAGACCCAUCGGAUCCGUCCAAAGUCAUGUCAGUGACGUCAGAGAGCGAAGGUGUCUACCUCGUGAAGUGCAAAGGAAUUUGCUAUGAUCGUCGCCUGAGGCACACGGUCUACGGUGAGACGCUGGUCUAUCGCGGCUGCUACGAGAGGGAAACCGACUGCGUCCCUGGUUGCUUUGGUAACCCCGAACACCAGGAUUGCGUCAGAUGCUGCAACAAAAACAUGUGCAACAGUGCACGCGCCGUGACCUUUAGUCUUCCAGUUGUUCUCCUGUGUUGGGUGGCGUCUAAACUUUGCCGCCAGUGAUGAAAUCAGAACUUUAAAAUAAUAUUCGUAAACUAU